AUGGAUUUGCCGGAUGAUCGUGAACAGGCUGUGCAGCGGUUACUACGCGAAGUGCGUCAGUUUGCAGCUGUUCCUCAACUAUUCUGGGGGAUUUGGUCAUUUCAACAAGCGGAAAUUUAUCAGGAUGCCAGUUUCGAUUAUUUCAAUUAUGGCUUUGAUCGUUUGGCAUUGUAUUAUUACUGGAAGUCAGAAAUGAUGCAGUAUUUGAACCAGUAA
Molecule: messenger RNA, 216 nt
Organism: Gongylonema pulchrum
Lineage: Eukaryota; Metazoa; Nematoda; Chromadorea; Rhabditida; Gongylonematidae
Source: the annotation of a GenBank genome assembly